AUACUCAAUUGUAUACUUCAAAACCGUUUGAAAACUUUGCUAAUGAGUGGAACGUAAGCGAUGCUAAAAUCAAAAGUAUACAGUCAAUGACUAUGGGUGAUAUUCACAAGGACUUGCUGCAAUCAAUAGAAAAAGAGCUUUCAUCCAAGUUGGAACUUUUAUUAGAAGGCAUGGUCUAUAAGAAACGUUUAUCCAUAUCAAGGACAACUUGGUCGGGGUAUGUUAUAAAAAAAAGCUGCGGAUUCAAGACGAAUUAUGGCUUAGAGUCAAAGAUGGUGCAUGGAUGGUUAAUGCUGUCGAAAACAUUUUUUGAAUACCAAACCUUUGUUUCGCCAGCACCUUAUGGGCCAUCAUAUCUAUAUCAACAGGAUAUAGUUGUUGGACAUAGAGAUCUAGUAAUAUCUGAAAUAUAUUUAUCGAUUAUCAAAAAACCACCAAUUAUAAUAUCUCGAUAUGCUGCGAAAGAUGCAAAGAUUACAUCAAUGUCGAAAUUUGAAGGUUCUACGCCAAACUGCAUUAUAAGCAUAGAUUUAUCGCUCAAAAGCGUUAAUGUUUCAUGUUCGAACCAACUUCUUGAUACUGGUACCAUGCUUAUAACUGAUACGUAAGUAGUGCUAAUUCAAUUGUAGAGACGAGCAAAAAGUGUUUGGAAUCUAACUUAGCCUCGCUGAUAUAGCUACAAGCAACCUUUGAGCACUUAUUUUAGACAUG
Messenger RNA from Mucor mucedo, 711 nucleotides. RefSeq lists its product as uncharacterized. The coding region runs from base 87 to 608 and encodes 173 amino acids. NCBI's taxonomy places the organism in Eukaryota, Fungi, Mucoromycota, Mucoromycetes, Mucorales, Mucoraceae. The record is from RefSeq and is a predicted model, not a curated record. The transcript has 2 exons.